Messenger RNA from Diospyros lotus (date-plum), 2863 nucleotides. RefSeq lists its product as uncharacterized. The transcript has 15 exons. Gene Ontology annotation, cellular component: transcription factor TFIIIC complex. The coding region runs from base 233 to 2005 and encodes 590 amino acids. NCBI's taxonomy places the organism in Eukaryota, Viridiplantae, Streptophyta, Magnoliopsida, Ericales, Ebenaceae. The record is from RefSeq and is a predicted model, not a curated record. Gene Ontology annotation, biological process: transcription initiation at RNA polymerase III promoter.
CUUCAUAUGCAAUGGAAGUGGAAAGGAUUAAAAACCAGAAGAUCAGCUGGCGGAUAGACUCAAUACGAGGAUUUGUGCUGCCGGCCGCCGGGGAGAAGCCAUCGUCGGCCGAUUCAAAUUCCUUUGCUCGCCGACAGAAAUUGCAGUUUUUAUCAAGUAUAGUUCAAGAAAGUAGAUGAGAGAAGGUGUAUGAAUAUAUCUGCGCCGAUACAGUUGCUCUAUAAAAGCAAUUAUGGGGGUCAUAAAAGACGGGACUAUUUCUGGAAAUUUACCUAGUGCCCAGGCUUUUGCAGUUCACUAUCCUGGCUAUCCUUCAUCAACCACGCGUGCCGUUGAGACUCUUGGAGGAAGCAACGGAAUCCUCAAGGCUCGCAGCUCACAAUCCAACAAAUUGGAGCUCCAUUUUCGCCCUGAGGAUCCAUAUUCACACCCUGCUUUUGCGAACCUUUGCCCCAGUAAUAAUUUUCUUUUGAAAUUAUCCAAAAGGAAAGAUAAGAAUGAUGAUAAUACUGAAGACAAUGGGAGGAUAUCUGAGUAUUUACCAGAAGAUGAGAUUCAUCUUCCUGAGAAGAGUUUCUGUCCUGAAUUGAUCAAAACUGGUGAACAAGGGGAUGAAUGUUCAAGUGGACCAAUUACUGCUCAAACAGAACUCAAGGACAAGCCAUCUCAAAAUGUGCAAGAGCUUUCUGCUGAUAUUGUCGUGCAAGUUUCAGAAGCUUAUCAUUUUAAUGGGAUGGUAGAUUACCAGCAUGUUCUUGCUGUUCAUGCGGAUGCUCGGAGAAAGAAAAGAAAGUGGACUGAUUUGAAACCACAAUUUGAGAAGGGUGGCCUUAUGGAUGUGGAACAGGAGGAUUUGAUGAUUCUAGUGCCUCCACUUUUCUCAACAAAAGAUGUGCCAGAGAAAAUAGUGUUAAAGCCAUCAGUUUAUCUGAGUUCAAAGAAAAAACAAGUGGGAGUUGUACAACACCAUUGGGAGAUGGAUAUAGAGCCAAGUCUUGCUAUUGACUUCGACAUUAAAGAGAUUCCUAAGAAAGUAUAUUGGGAGAAAUAUAUAACAAAAGACUCAGAACAAUGGGAGUGGCAGAUGGCCGUAUGCAAGUUGUUUGAUGAGCGACCUAUAUGGGUGAAAAGUUCCCUGACUGAGCGGUUGUUUGAUAAGGGUCUAGAAUUUGGAGGUCAUUUGCUUAGAAGGCUGCUCUUCAGGACAGCAUAUUACUUUUCAAAUGGACCAUUUCUUAGGUUCUGGAUCAGGAAGGGUUAUGAUCCCCGCAAAGAUCCUGAAUCUCGCAUAUAUCAGCGAAUUGAUUUUCGGGUCCCCCCAUCAUUGCGAAGCUAUUGUGAUGCUAACAUAGCCCUUGGGUCGAAGCACAGAUGGGAGGAUAUAUGCUCAUUUGGGGUUUUUCCUCACAAGUGCCAAACUUCGUUACAGCUUUUUGAACUUGCAGAUGAUUACAUUCAACAGGAGAUUAGGGAACCACCAAAUCUGGAAACUUGCACUUGUGCAACAGGAUGGUUCUCGCCCAAUGUGCUUUAUAGAUUGAGAUUGCGUGUUUCUAUGAGGUUCCUCUCUGUAUACCCUAGAACCGGUGCAGAGUCCAUGCUGAGAUCUGCUUCUGAACGUUUUGAAAAGUCAAAAAGGAUGCCGAUUUAUAAUAAGGACUCAAGACUUGAUGAAGAGGCACAACAAGUGAAUGCAGAACUAUUAAAUAAUGAUGAUAAAGAACUGAAUGACGAUGAAGAAGAUGAAGAAGAUGAAAUGGAUGAUGACAAUGUUGAGGAGGAAUUGGAUCCAUACGAGGAUGGCGAGGAUGUCAGUUUUGAUCAACAGCCAUGUUCAUAUAGCGGAAACAUGUCAAAGAUGUACUUGCAAGAGCUUUUUGGUAGUUUUCCAUCCAGUGGAUUAUGUGGAGACAGGUCGCAAGAUGCUGACAACAGUGAUGGAGAAUAUCAGAUAUACGAGCAGGAUAAUGAUGACAGCUGCUUUGAUGAUGACAACGAAGACUGAUCAUUGCAUUCAUUCAUGAAAGCAUACGUGGUAUUGGAGGGUGGUUUUUUGGGGGGCUCCUAUUAUGUCAUGCUGAGCUGCAGCACAGCAAUGCCAAUGGCAUCUAAUUUUAAUCCUGGUUGUUGUCUGAGUCAGAGUCAGACCUACCUUGGCAGUGGUGUGUGUCUUGAAUCUUGAUGGGUUCUUACAGCCAUUUUCUUGAGCAUUUAGGGAAGUAGUAGUACAAACUUACAUACAAAGACAUCCCUCCAAUUAGCAGCAGUAGAGCAAAGUUGCAAGUUAUAUGGCAGGGCAUGGCAGGAAAACUCUUUUCUGAAUUCUGAAUUUGCUGAGUUCCAGUGCCAAUGUAUGGAUGAUGGAAUGGAAUCUCUCCUCCUGUAGAGUGCAGAGACAUGAUCCAUCUAGAACGGAAAUGUGCUGCUUCCCUGGAUAAGGUGAGGUAGUUUCCUUCCGCAGGUGUUAUUCUAUUACGCAGCCACCCACCCACCUAUUUGGCGAAAUACUUUUUAAGCUGAGACACUAUUUAGAUCGUCCUCUCUCAAUCUCUCAGCUGCAAGGCGGUUAUCAUUUUUCUGUUGUUGGAUGUUUUGUAUUUUAAGGCAGUGAAUAGUGAGUGAUGGGAUGGCUCCAUCCAACUUGUAUUUUGUACAAUCUAGCUGCUUGCUGGGUAGACUUUCUCUUAACUUAUUUUUCUUACUGUUUCUGGAACUGGGUGGUGGGGGUAUUGAAGGCAAGCAUGCUUCCUUCCCCAUCAUUUUAUUUUUUUUGUGAGACUUAAAAGUAAGCAGGAUAUCACAAGUCAUUGUAAUAAGAAAAUUAUAUGCACAUUAAUGUUAUAACAAAAUGUAUUCUUGUAAA